CCAUCUUGAAAAGGCUUUUCAUCUUCGUUCCAUUUUAUUUUUCCAUGUCCGUUUUGGUGUUUAUUUUCACCCUAGCAGACAGUUGUUUUGGAGUAUAGCUGUCCAAAACUAAUUCUUUAGGACGCUGAAAGUGAAAUUCAAAAGAUUGUCUUGUGGUUUCUUUGUCGGGGUGUCAGCCAUUGGUUGGAGCCGGAAAUAAGGCUAAGCAUCAUUUAUCUGUUCAUUUUCUUCCGUUUGUUAUCCCAUGGUGUUACAAGAUGACGCAGGAUUCUAUCAAGGCAUUUGUUCGAGAAAAUUUCGGCAAGGACUACCUCCCAGUCUAUCACGGCCAUACAAACAUUAUCUCGCCACUUGCGCUGAUUGUUAAACGAAAGCGGUCGUUGUGGAAGCGCCCCUUUGGUAAAGGAGAAAUGGUCAUUGUUGGUGGAUUGCACAGAUAUCUUACUGAAGAGAAGGAGAAACACUUUAAAAACUACUGCCGGUCAAAACUUAUGAAAGAAAACAGGAAUUUAGAAAAAACAGAAACGAGUGAUGUCAGCAGGAAUCUUGAUAUCUCGCUUGAAAGCUUGGACGCUGGGGGACUGGAACUAAAGUUAACCGACAUUCUGGGGGACCUGGAGCUUGGCAAGCUUACAGAAGAGUAUUACGUGGACGUAGAUUUGCGCGAAUUGUUGUCACACGCUGUGUUAGAUCCUGAUAAGAUGACACCAUUAGAGGGUCACCAUUUGCGUCUUGUAACAGCUGUGAUGUAUAGCGCCAAGUUUUUUCUUAGAGGCAACCGAAAGCAUCAGGCAACAAUUUCAGGAGAUGUCCACACACCCUCCAAGCUAGCCUGGUUAUUAGGGAAAGAUUCCUUAGUAAAAGGAAGCGUUACAAACCAGUCCUACCUUCCGCCAAUGGUACGAAGGAAGUCUCGGGCGCCUUUUCUCUUUAAAUUUUGUCGCGUAGCCUAUAACAAGGAAGGGAAAAGGUUACAGAUUCAAGAUGGCGUGUUUGUUGGCAAAUCCUUUCGGAGUGGUGGUGGACGCGAAGAUGUCAUAUCAGACGAACAAGCAGCGUUGCAUUUAGAAAUGGAAGAAAGUUUAAGUCCAGGUGGGAUUUUCCUAACAGAGAAAGAUAAUGAAAAAGUAGAAGAUGUCAGAAAACUUCUGAUCACUGCAGAAAAUGGUACUCAGCUGAAAACACAGAUAUUUACGUAUUUAAAUUGGUUUGAACAGAUUUUGACAAGUGACUCAAAGCUGUUACUAUUCGGCAAACCACUAACCAAGGAUGAUUGUGACUUUCUCCAAAAACUUGGAAUUCGAGCCAGGCCAAAGCAGUUGGUCCUGAGAUUAGCUUCAGUGCAGAAAGACGUGAUCCAUGAAUAUGGCUGCCUGUUGAAAUUUAUUAGCGAAGCAUCGAAAGAAAACUGGGAAGAACUUCUUCAAAGCAUGAUGGAUUCAGGGAAAGGCGAGGAAAAGAAUGAAGAUAUGGCUGUAGCAGAACAAUCACUCUAACAUAAAUGAUCCAUAUUUCUUUUUAAACCAUUAACUGAAAGAAGUAAA
Messenger RNA from Pocillopora verrucosa, 1544 nucleotides. RefSeq lists its product as uncharacterized. NCBI's taxonomy places the organism in Eukaryota, Metazoa, Cnidaria, Anthozoa, Scleractinia, Pocilloporidae. The record is from RefSeq and is a predicted model, not a curated record.